UUUACAACAGCACGACCACCGAGCAGCUCUGAGUGUGUGUUCGGAAAACUCACAAUGCAUGGGGGUAAGAGAGGACUGGUGGCCCCGCAGAACACUUUUCUGGAAAAUAUUGUCCGGCGCUCCAGCGAAACCAGUUUCCUGUUGGGAAAUGCACAGAUCUCGGAGUGGCCGGUCGUUUACAGCAACGAUGGAUUCUGCAAGCUAUCUGGAUAUCACCGAGCUGAAGUCAUGCACAGGAGCAGCUCGUGCAAUUUCAUGUAUGGUGACCUGACUGAUAAGAACACAAUAGACAAAAUCAGACAGACCUUUGAUAACUACGAGUCCCAGUUCUAUGAGGUGCUGCUCUAUACAAAGAAUAGACUGCCAAUAUGGCUCUACAUGCAGGUAGCUCCAAUCAGAAAUGAGAACGACAAGGUGGUGCUCUUCCUCUGCACCUUCAGAGACAUUACACUUUUUAAACAGCCGAUAGAAGACGAGUCAACUAAAGGAUGGACAAAGUUUGCCAGACUGACACGGGCUCUGACCAACAAUCGCAACGUGGUGCAGCAGUUAGCUCCACUGAGCAGCACCGAGGUCUGCCACAAGCCGUCCAGACUGGCCGAGGCUCUCCAGCUGGGAUCAGACAUCCUCCCUCAGUACAAGCAGGAAGCCCCGAAGACCCCCCCACACAUCAUCCUCCACUACUGCACCUUCAAGACGACCUGGGACUGGGUCAUCCUCAUCCUCACCUUCUACACCGCCAUCAUGGUGCCGUAUAACGUCUCUUUUAAGACAAAGCAAAACAAUUUGGCCUCGCUGGUGCUGGACAGCGUCGUGGACGUCGUCUUCCUUAUUGACAUCGUGUUGAACUUCCACACCACCUUCGUGGGUCCUUCUGGGGAGGUGGUUUCAGACGCCAGGCUCAUACGCAUGAAUUACCUGAAGACGUGGUUCGUCAUCGACCUGCUGUCCUGCCUGCCCUACGACAUCAUCAACGGCUUUGAACAUGUAGAUGAGGAUAUCAUCGCCUCUGCUACUCAAACAAGUAAUCUUCGGGAGUCUUUCCACAGGAAUACCACACGAACAGAAGAUUCGUUUCUGCCACAGGGUCUCAGCAGCCUGUUCAGCUCCCUGAAGGUGAUCCGCCUGCUCCGGUUGGGCCGGGUGGCUCGGAAGUUGGACCACUACCUGGAGUACGGAGCAGCUGUCCUGCUUCUGCUGGUGUGCGUCUUCGGUCUGGUGGCCCACUGGUUGGCCUGCAUCUGGUACAGUAUCGGGGACUAUGAGGUCAUCGAUGAGACCACCAACACCAUAAAGACGGACAGCUGGCUCUACCAGUUGGCCCUGAGCAUCGGGACUCCUUACCGAUACAACGCCAGCGGGACGGGACAGUGGGAGGGGGGACCCAACAAGGACACGCUGUACAUUUCUUCUCUCUACUUCACCAUGACGAGUCUCACCACCAUCGGAUUUGGGAACAUUGCUCCGGCCACAGAUGGAGAGAAGAUUUUCUCCGUGGCGAUGAUGAUGGUGGGCUCGCUGCUAUAUGCGACUAUCUUUGGAAACGUCACCACCAUCUUCCAGCAGAUGUACACCAACACAAACCGAUAUCACGAGAUGCUCAACAACGUGCGCGACUUCCUGAAGCUCUACCAGGUUCCCAAAGGUCUCAGUGAGCGGGUCAUGGACUUCAUCGUCUCCACCUGGGCCAUGUCAAGGGGCAUAGACACAGAUAAGGUUCUUUCAAUUUGUCCCAAAGACAUGCGGGCGGACAUUUGCGUGCACCUCAACAGGCAGGUGUUCAACGACCACCCUGCAUUCCGCCUGGCGAGCGACGGCUGCCUGCGCUCUCUGGCCGUGGAGUUUCAGACCACCCACUGUGCCCCUGGAGACCUCAUCUUCCACAUCGGAGAGAGCGUCGACACCCUGUGCUUCGUGGUCUCCGGUUCACUAGAGGUCAUUCAGGAUGAUGAGGUCAUCGCAAUUCUAGGUAAAGGUGAUGUGUUUGGAGACGUGUUCUGGAAAGAGACCACCCAGGCGCGGGCCUGUGCGAACGUCAGAGCUUUGACUUACUGCGAUCUGCACGUCAUCAGGAAAGAGGCUCUGAUGAGGGUGCUGGAUUUUUACACAGCGUUCGCCAACACGUUCUCCCGCAACCUCAUCCUCACCUGCAAUCUACGGAAACGGGUCAUCUUCAGAAAGAUUGCAGACGUGAAGAGGGAGCAGGAGCGCCAGAGGAACGAGGUGACUCUCUCCAUCCCCGAAGACCACCCGGUCCGCAAGCUGUUCCAGAGGUUCAGGCUGCAGAGAGACGCUCAGACCCCGGGGGAGGCCUACUUCGAUCACAACUGUGUGCAGGUGGAGCCGCUGCACCACCAUAACUCCGACUCAAACUUGUACACGCAGUGUCAGUCUGUCCCCUCUCAGCAGCAGGAGUACAGCUCCUCGGUGCAGAAUAAUGCCCCCUGCACAGAAGGGGGGUCCGCAGGGAGCAUGGUAGCCCCUCCACAAACACUCAUCCACACUGAGGCGUCGGAGCCAAGCGGCACACAGGAAGCCGGGGAGUCGAUAGCGAGGCCCGGUGGAGAAAACCAGCUAUGUCUGAAGGUCAACAGCCCCGCAAAGGUCACUGCUGCAGGUGGAGCUGCCGGUAUCAAAGGGGCUCGAGGCUGGGCAAAGUUUAAAAGUGCCGCUUCAGCCGCACCUGCCGCUUCAGCCGCACCUGCUGCUGCUGCUGCUGCUGCUGCUGCUGCUGCUGCUGCUGCUGCUGCUGCUGAGCCGGAAAAGACUCCACAGAAGGCCGAGGAGUGGCCGAAAGGGUCCGAGUCCUCAAAGCAGUUAGCAGUCCCCAACAAGAACUCAGAGGAAGAUGGAGAGAUGGGGAACUCAGAGGGGGGCAACGGGGCGGAGGGGACAGAGGAAGAGACGAGCGCCCUGCACAAAACUGACUCCUGUGACAGCGGCAUCACAAAGAGCGACCUACGCAUCGACCGAGCAGGAGAUUCAAGAAGCUCGUUCGAAAGGAGCCCGAUGGAAAAGAGCCCGUUUGAGAGGAACCCGUUCGAGCACAGCCUCGGGGUCGACCCCCUCAAACACUCUUUUGUUCAACCCGUGUCCGAACAAGCGCUCCUUCAGGCCGUCCUGCACGAGGCCAAGCUGGAGCUGAAGGGAGACAUUCAGAAACUGAGCGGCCGCCUGUCGGUGCUCGAGUCUCAGGUGAGCGAGAUCCUCCGCCUGCUGUCGUUAAAAAGACGACUCUCUCUGCCACCGACCUCCUCCCCGAAGCCCAGAGUGAGACACCAGGAGCCGGCCGCUGACUCCAAGCAGGGCACACCCAAAGUUGACGACGGGCCUUUUUGAUUUUACUAAUCAUAAAACCUGGAUCUGUUGAGGAACUGAUGAAGCACCAGUUUCCAUGUCCUGCUGGACUCUGGCUGCCAAAGAAACUUGCAUUAAACACUAGACUGCAUGAGGAAAUCCCCUUUUAACGUUAACUAAGCACUACAGAAACACAGGGGUCUUCACUUAUGAGGCCCUGUGUAUGUUUGAGAAUGCCAAAUAGAAACAAUUAAUGAACAAACUAUUAGGAAAGUACUUAUUGUUUGGAAACCUGCACAUUUUAGAAGCAUUGUAAACAUGCAGAGAUACGUACCUCAUAGCUGAUAAAAGCAUUUUAGCCUGAUAGGAGCUGAGGUCAAGUCACAUUAUUUCCAUUCUUUCUAAUUUAAGUAUUUUUGUAUCAUUUGUAUGAGUUUCCUUAUCUUUUUACAAUUUUUAUUACUUUUUUAUUUAUUUAUUUAAAUGUUAUUUAUUCAUUUUAUUCUAACUAUUAUUUGAUAAUGUGUUCUAGAAAGCAGGAACUUUCACGUAUGUUUAAUAAAUGUCUCCCUCUCUUUAGUUAUUAGUUGUCAGGUAAUGAUAUGUGCCUUACAAUAAUAAAGCCUCGUUCAGGGUUGUUUUGGUGAGACAAAAUCAA
Molecule: messenger RNA, 3955 nt
Organism: Gymnodraco acuticeps
Lineage: Eukaryota; Metazoa; Chordata; Actinopteri; Perciformes; Bathydraconidae
Product: potassium voltage-gated channel subfamily H member 5-like
Exons: 12
Coding region: 55-3339 (1094 amino acids)
Biological process (GO): potassium ion transmembrane transport; regulation of membrane potential
Cellular component (GO): membrane
Molecular function (GO): voltage-gated potassium channel activity
Source: RefSeq, a predicted model, not a curated record